AUGGCCACAAGCGCACAGCACCGAGACGCUGCCGCCAGCGCAUCGUCAAGGUCCAAUGCCAGCAGCUCAGCGACAGAGACUCGCAAGGUCUCCUUCCAGCAGCCGUCAGGAUCAGCGCCGAGCCGGUCGUCUUCGUCAGCACACCCAACGUCCUCUUCAUCAAGGUCGGCAACCGCCACAUCAAGCUCUCAAGCGUACUCAGCAUACUCAGGCGCGACCCGUCGCCAUUCUCUGUUCGGCACAGAGGACAGAGUGGUGCUCGACAUUGGCAGUCGAUACUCGAAGUUGGGGUUUAGCGGCGAGCCUCGACCUCGAGCCAUCGUCCCCUCGGUCAGCUUCUCUCAGCCAUCGACAUCGUAUCUCCGUCUCGACACCUCGUCGCCCUCACUGGAGCCAUACAUCAGCGAAGAGACGCUGUGGGACCUGGACUUUGAGCGAUGUGCCGACGAUCAGCUCCGUCGAGGCAAGCGGGCGCUUUUGCUCGCCCAGCUGACCCAGCUGCUACGCAAUGCUUUCACUCAGCACCUCAUGGUCGAUCCCAAGCAGAGAAAGGUCCUCGUCGUUGAGAAUCCAAUGCUGCCGAACGCGGUCAAAGAGAUGCUGCUCAAGGUGCUCUUCAACAAUCUGCAGGUGCCAUCGGUGUCGUUCGUCCCGGCGCCAUUGCUCAGCCUGUUGGCGGUGGGUAGGAUCACGGGGCUCGUCCUCGAAGUCGGCUUCUUGGAGUCCACUCUAACGCCAGUCUACUACGGAAGACCAUUGGAGAGCUACAGUGUCUCGAGCACACGAGCUGGCAAACGGCUGAAUGCGAGGCUGCGGCUUCUGCUGUUGCGAUACGGUAAAUUCGUGGCUGCGCAGAACAGCCUGCAAGACUCUGCGAAACCACUUCGAGAGCGAACGCAUCCGAUCGAUCCAGCGCUGCUUACAGAUGAUCGAGUCGAGCAGAUCAAGGCCAAGGCGCUGUUCGUCCGCUCGAACAAAGAGGUCGUCGACGGACUCGAGGACUUGUUCGCCGAUCUGGAACUCGAGUCAAUGGACUCGCCAGCCGAGUCAAUCAGGAUUCAAGAAGGCUCGGCCGCCGAGAUUCGUAAGAGAUACUCGUCUUCAUCGACCGCAACACCCUUUACUUUCGCGGUAUCGCCGGACUCUGUUGAUCCGAACGGCACGGCCUCACUCAUACAGAGCAUCGCGGCUCCAAGCACCGCAUCGAGCUCUAGCCUGACGGCAACAGCGGCAUCUACCAAGGGCCAGGUCUCGGGCGUCAUUGCGAUACCUGGAUGGGUGCGCGAGCGAGCAGCCGAGCUUCUCUUUGAGAAAGGCGACGCCGACGAUCCCGGACUGGUCGAGAUGACAGUGACAGCCAUAUCGAAGCUGCCGAUCGAUCUGCGUCGUACCAUGUGCGAGAACGUGUUGGUGUCAGGAGGCACAGCCAUGCUUCCUGGCUUUGCGAAUCGAUUCCGAACACAAUUCGUACUAGCGAUCGAGCAGGCUGAACGACCAGGUGGACAGCUGUCGAUCGAGAGACACGCGCGACGACUCAAGGCGGACCUCAAAGGUGAAGAGACGGACAGGGCAGAAGGAAAAGGCCUACACAGCUCGGUGGCUGUGCUGAACGACCCGUGGCCUGACCUAUCGCAGAGCAGUAGCAGAGGCAAGAAGGGCAGCGAGGGAGGAACAGCGCCAGCAUUCGCGGCGAAUCUCCUGCCGUGGAUGGGCGCCUCGUUGGCAGGCGCGCUGAAGACGAACGCUCUCAAUGCAGUAUCGCGCGAAGCUUACGAUGAGGCCACCAAGCCGAUUCAAGGCGAAGCAGAAACAAAGGCGGACACAGAAGAAGCCGGCAAGGAGAAAGAGAAGGGGGCAGAAAAGCAGAAAAGACCGGCGAUGCCAGCGCCGAACAAACGAGGCUCGUUCGUAGGCGUAGUGGGUGGACUCGAGACAGGUGCAUAUGGAGGGCUCGCUGCUGUGAGUAGGCACUUGAUCGGCGUGCCAGGGUCAAGCCCAGUCAAGGGGUCGGCUGCUGCGAGGUCUGCACUGGAGUCAGGUGGCAAUGACUCAGAGUGA
This is a messenger RNA of Kalmanozyma brasiliensis GHG001, 2058 nucleotides long. Its product is annotated as Actin-related protein. Lineage: Eukaryota; Fungi; Basidiomycota; Ustilaginomycetes; Ustilaginales. Gene Ontology annotation, biological process: microtubule-based movement. The record is from RefSeq and is a predicted model, not a curated record. The coding region runs from base 1 to 2058 and encodes 685 amino acids. The transcript has a single exon.